AUGCCCGUCUACCACAUCGUCCUCUUCCGCCUCAAACAAGGCGUCACAGCCUCCCAACUAGAAAACUGGUCCCGCGUGUCCCAAGCCAUGGUCGGCAAGAUCCCAGGCCUCGUGUCCCUAAAGACGAACCAGCCGUUGCCCAUCUCCGUGCCUCGCGCCAAGGGCUUCGAUAUGGGUCUCGUGGCGGUCUUGGAAACUCCGGCCCAUGUUGAGGGGUAUGCGGUGCAUCCGGCGCAUUUGGAGUAG
Molecule: messenger RNA, 246 nt
Organism: Aspergillus affinis
Lineage: Eukaryota; Fungi; Ascomycota; Eurotiomycetes; Eurotiales; Aspergillaceae
Exons: 2
Coding region: 1-246 (81 amino acids)
Source: RefSeq, a predicted model, not a curated record